Molecule: messenger RNA, 5085 nt
Organism: Gadus morhua (Atlantic cod)
Lineage: Eukaryota; Metazoa; Chordata; Actinopteri; Gadiformes; Gadidae
Product: slit homolog 1 protein-like
Cellular component (GO): plasma membrane
Molecular function (GO): protein binding
Source: RefSeq, a predicted model, not a curated record
CCUUGCAUGGGCACUCCACACUCUUCAUGAACUGUUGGCCUGCAUAGAUAUAGUAGAUACAGAUAGUCUUCGCAAGUUUUCUUCACCAUUUCAUUAAAGCCCACUAUUUCACUUGAACGGCCCAUUACAUUUUCAGGCAAUGAACAUGUCUAAGAGAACUCCAUUUCCGGGGGCCUUUUUCCCAAAAGGACUCUUCUUCCUCCUCUCCCUGUCUCUGUUGAUUCUGUAUUCCUCGGAUGCAGAUGGAAACCCAGCGGCGGCAACCAAAGAACACCAAAUGACUUUCCCCUCCUCCACCACAGAAAUCCCACAUACCCUGAUGCCUCGGGUCACAGAGGUCUUCUUUGUGGAAAGUAAAAUCCCUACCAUCCCAAAAGGAGCAUUUGUGGCCAAUCCUCAGCUUGAAAAGGUGGAGUUCUUAAACACGCCCACAGUGUCCGUGGAGGCCAGGGCCUUUGAGGGUUUGGACAGCCUCAAGGACCUUGAGAUCGUCGGCACUCUGCUCACGUCCAUCGCAGCGGGAGUCUUCGCCGAAGUCCCACACUUGGAGUCGCUGGUGCUGAAGUCCAACCAGCUUCGGGGUCUUCAGAGAGGUCUGUUUGACGGCCUAAUAAAACUGACACAGCUCCAGCUCCACAUGAAUAGUAUCCAAUCCAUAGAGGACGGCACCUUCGAUGAGCUCAAGAGCCUAGAGAGCCUGCAUUUAGCCAAAAACAACCUGACGUCUAUCUCCCCCAGCCUCUUCUCACAACUCGACGCACUGCAGACGUUACGGCUCUACGAAAACCAACUCACCUCUGUCCCAGAAGAGGUCUUCCUUCCUUUACCCAAUCUGCUGGAAAUUGCAUUACAGGGAAAUCAAAUAACUCAACUAGCACCAAGACUUUUUCCACAUAAAGACAAAUUAAGGAAACUAUCCUUGGACAACAAUCUUCUCACUGCUUUACCACCAGAGUAUUUCACUGGCUUCAGUCUGCUCAAAACACUGACACUGCAUGCAAAUCAACUGACUGGUCUGCCAGCGCUUUUGUUCGGAGGCACGCCAAAAUUAACCGAGGUGAGGCUCCAUCAAAACAACCUAAGCAGUCUUCCUAGUGGAGUAUUCAGCCCCCUGACUAACUUAAAGGAAUUAGAUCUGUCCAAAAACCAUUUUGAAACUUUAUCUUCGGAAUAUUUUGACGGCAUUGCAAAGCUUAAAAAGCUAUAUUUAUCAAACAACAAACUCAGAACAUUGAAUGCAAACGUAUUUGAAAAGGUAACAUCGGUAACGAUCCUUAAGCUAUCAGGCAAUAUGCUGGAGAACCUUCCGGAAGAUAUUUUUGAACCUUUGAAAGCCCUGAUAAGAGUGGACCUCAAUGAUAAUCCCUGGCGUUGUGAUUGCAAUUUCAUUUAUUUAUACCAAUGGAUGAAAGACAACUCUAAAGUGCUAACUCACACUCCUCCUGUGGUGUGUACGUUUCCAAAUGAUUUAAGUGGAAGGGAGGUGAUUUCACUAACAGAGGAUCAACUUGUGUGCCCCACCCUGGCUCCAACCACCACUCCUUUACAUACCACUACCAUGCCAACCACCGCCCCAUCUACCACUACCAUGCCAACCACCGCCCCAUCUACCACUACCAUGCCAACCACCGCCCCAUCUACCACUACCAUGCCAACCACCGCCCCAUCUACCACUACCAUGCCAACCACCGUCCCCACUACAACCACCAUGUCACCGUGUGUGUGUGUAUGUGUUUGGGGGGGGUUACAUGUGACAGAUUGCACGUUACGAAGGCCACGCCUUGCAUGGGCACUCCACACUGUUCAUGAACUGCUGGCCUGCAUAGAUAUAGUAGAUAGAAUGGUCUUCUUCACCAUUUCAGUUUUCUUCACCAUUUCAUUAAAGCCCACUAUUUCACUUGAACGGCCCAUUACAUUUUCAGAUGGAAACCCAGCGGCGGCAACCAAAGAACACCAAAUGACUUUCCCCUCCUCCACCACAGAAAUCCCACAUACCCUGAUGCCUCGGGUCACAGAGGUCUUCUUUGUGGAAAGUAAAAUCCCUACCAUCCCAAAAGGAGCAUUUGUGGCCAAUCCUCAGCUUGAAAAGGUGGAGUUCUUAAACACGCCCACAGUGUCCGUGGAGGCCGGGGCCUUUGAGGGUUUGGACAGCCUCAAGGACCUUGAGAUCGUCGGCACUCUGCUCACGUCCAUCGCAGCGGGAGUCUUCGCCGAAGUCCCACACUUGGAGUCGCUGGUGCUGAAGUCCAACCAGCUUGGUGGUCUUCAGAGAGGUCUGUUUGACGGCCUGAUAAAACUGACCCAGCUCCAGCUCCACAUGAAUAGUAUCCAAUCCAUAGAGGACGGCACCUUCGAUGAGCUCAAGAGCCUAAAGAGCCUGCAUUUAGCCAAAAACAACCUGACGUCUAUCUCCCCCAGCCUCUUCUCACAACUCGACGCACUGCAGACAUUACGGCUCUACGAAAACCAACUCACCUCUGUCCCGGAAGAGGUCUUCCUUCCUUUACCCAAUCUGCUGGAAAUUGGAUUACAGAGAAAUCAAAUAACUCAACUAGCACCAAGACUUUUUCCACAUAAAGACAAAUUAAGGAAACUAUACUUGGACAACAAUCUUCUCACUGAUUUACCACCAGAGUAUUUCACUGGCUUCAGUCUGCUCAAAACACUGACACUGCAUGCAAAUCAACUGACUGGUCUACCAGCGCUUUUGUUCGGAGGCACGCCAAAAUUAACCGAGGUGAGGCUCCAUCAAAACAACCUAAGCAGUCUUCCUAGUGGAGUAUUCAGCCCCCUGACUAACUUAAAGGAAUUAGAUCUGUCCAAAAACCAUUUUGAAACUUUAUCUUCGGAAUAUUUUGACGGCAUUGCAAAGCUUAAAAAGCUAUAUUUAUCAAACAACAAACUCAGAACAUUGAAUGCAAACGUAUUUGAAAAGGUAACAUCGGUAACGAUCCUUAAGCUAUCAGGCAAUAUGCUGGAGAACCUUCCGGAAGAUAUUUUUGAACCUUUGAAAGCCCUGAUAAGAGUGGACCUCAAUGAUAAUCCCUGGCGUUGUGAUUGCAAUUUCAUUUAUUUAUACCAAUGGAUGAAAGACAACUCUAAAGUGCUAACUCACACUCCUCCUGUGGUGUGUACGUUUCCAAAUGAUUUAAGUGGAAGGGAGGUGAUUUCACUAACAGAGGAUCAACUUGUGUGCCCCACCCUGGCUCCAACCACCACUCCUUUACAUACCACUACCAUGGCAACCACCGCCCCAUCUACCACUACCAUGGCAACCACCGCCCCAUCUACCACUACCAUGGCAACCACCACCCCAUCUACCACUACCAUGCCAACCACCGCCCCAUCUACCACUACCAUGCCAACCACCGUCCCCACUACAACCACCACCAGCCCCACUACUACCAUCCCAACUACCACCCCCACUACAACCACCACCGCCCCCACUACAACCACCACCGCCCCGCCUACUACCUUCCCAAACACCACCACCCCGCCUACUACCAUCCCAACCACCACCACCCCCACUACAACCACCACCACCCCGCCUACUACCAUCCCAACCACCACCACCCCCACUACAACCUUCCCAACCACCACCCAAAUGACAACUACCACAAGCACCCCAACUACAACCACCACCCCCACCACUACCCCAACCACCAUCCUAGCCACAACAACCAUCCCAACAACCACCACCGCCCCCACAACGACUGCCAUCCCAACCACAGUAACCAUCCCAACCACCACCCCCACUACAACCAUCCCAACCACCACCCCUACCACCACCACCACCACCACCCCUACCACCACUACCACCACCACCACCACCCCCACCCCAACCACCACAACCGCAACGACUACCACCCCAACCGCCGCCGCGACAGCCACCCCCGUGCCCGCCACCGCCCCAACGACACCUACGCCCACUACAAACGCCCUAACCACCGCUCCCCCUACCGCCCUCAUCACGUCAAGAACAACAACAGCAGCGCUUGCAACAAUAAUGACAACCUGGCCAACUCUUUUAACUACAACAGCACCAGCGAAAACGACCUGUGCAAUAGCCAGCACUACCACAACAACGCAACCUACUACCACGUCACCCUCGACAACCACAAUUACAACUCUUAGCACUCCAUCACCCGGCGCUACCAUGGCAACAACCCCACCAACACCGAGGCACACCCCGGUAGUCUUCUUCACUUGCCCCAUGGAGCCCGGACACCAACCCCCACCGCUCCGCCACUAUCAGCCGAGCUGCCGGCGCAGGAGCAAGGUGGAGCAGUGCAAGGCCAGGUUCACCCUGUACACCACCCUGCUGGUGCUGGAGGUCAUCUGCACGCUGGUGCUGGGAAAGUUAGUUUGGUCUCUGUACAGUCUGCUGCAGGAGAGGGAGGGGACGGACGACAGGGUCGACCUCACCCGCUUCUCCUACCGGAAGGAAUUCGUCCGGAGGCCACUCCCCGAGGCAGAGACCGUCAGGCUUUGAGGUGUCUGGGGUUUGCGUGCGCGCUUUGCUUCGUCGGCUUCCGACGUUUUUUCUCAACGUAAAACAAUCUUCGCUCGAAAAUCCUGUGUACGAAAUGAUAUCAGUUUUUUUUUUUUUUUUGGUAUUUGCUUGUGGAUUAUUUAUUGUGGAUUACUGGAAGUUGAAGUAGGGUAGCAUUGUUUUAUUAUUAUGAUGCCAGGAAUAGGUAAUUUCCCUGUUUGCCAGAAGAGGGAACCAGAAAUACAUGAAGCAGAAAGCAAGGUGGAUAAUUAACUAAUGUGAAAUGUAAAACAAAAGCUUUUCUCUGUAAAUUAUAGUUAUUAACUAUGCACAUUGUUGAUUGUAUAUAAGUGUGUAUACUCCAAAUCGACCUGGUUCAGAGCUGCCAGCCUGAUGGACAUGCUUGCUUGGGAAAGACAGACUGUCAGACAAACAGUGUGUGGUACGUGCACCUAACCUACGCUUAACCAUCUGUGUGUAGAGGGACGACGUUCAUACUUUCUCUUAAUCCCCUGUUUCUGGCUCACUGUUCUGAGUGGCAGGAGUCCAGUCUAGAUUGAUGCCAGUUUUGUGGAUUAAAGUGACAACGUGUU